Messenger RNA from Mauremys mutica (yellowpond turtle), 2487 nucleotides. RefSeq names its product Rho guanine nucleotide exchange factor 38 (gene ARHGEF38). Bases 1 to 2349 code for a protein of 782 amino acids. Lineage: Eukaryota; Metazoa; Chordata; Testudines; Geoemydidae. Gene Ontology annotation, cellular component: cytoplasm. The transcript has 14 exons. Gene Ontology annotation, molecular function: protein binding; guanyl-nucleotide exchange factor activity. The record is from RefSeq and is a predicted model, not a curated record.
AUGGAAACCAAAGGAGCCCCUGGGAAAGAAGGCAUGGGAGCCAAGAGGAAGAAUUUGACCUUCUUGAAGCACAGACUGUACAUGUUGGAGAGAAGGAAGACAGACACUGUUGUUGAGAACAGUGUUUCUGUGGACCAGGGUAACUCUGGCACUUUGAGGAGGAGCCAAUCCGACAGGACAGAAUACAGCCAGAAGUUACAAGAAAAGAUGGCCCCACAAGCUGGGUCCUUGUCACCCGUCACUUCACUGCAGGAGAAUGAAGAGCAGCUGACCAGGCGAAUGAUGGCCAAGAGGGUUAAAAUCAUUGCAGAACUGGUGCAGACAGAGAAAGACUACCUCAAUGACCUGGAGCUGUGCAUCAGGGAAGUGGUUCAGCCCUUGAGAAACAAGCAGAUUGUUAGGUUUGACGUGGAUGGCUUGUUUAGCAACAUUGAAUCAGUCCAUCAAAUAUCAGCCAAACUGCUGUCAUUGUUGGAAGAAGCCACAGCAGACGUGGACCCACCCAUGCAAGUAAUUGGAGAAGUGUUCUUGGAGAUUAAAGGCCCACUAGAAGACACAUAUAAAAUCUACUGCUACCACCAUGACGAUGCGCACACCAUGCUCGAAUCCUAUGAAAAGGAUGAAGAACUGAAACAGCAUUUAAAACACUGCGUACAGUCCUUAAAAAAGAUAUAUGAGGAAGAAGGAAAACCGAAUUUAAUGGACAUGGGAUCCCUGAUGAUCAAACCAAUACAGCGUGUGAUGAAAUACCCCUUGUUACUGUGCGAGCUCUUGAAUUCGACUCCUGCUUCCCACCCUGACCACACGGCACUGCAAGAUGCCUUUGCUGCUGUGAAAGACAUUAAUGUGAACAUCAAUGAACUUAAAAGAAGGAAAGACUUAGUGUUGAAGUAUAAGAAGAAUGAUGAAGAAGAGUCUCUUAAAGAGAAGUUUUCCAGACUGAAUAUUCACUCCAUUAGCAAGAAAUCCAAGAGGGUUACUAGCCACCUGAAAAUUCUGACGGGGGGAGAGCCUCAGGUGAAAGACCAGACCUUUAAUAAGGAGGAAAAGCUAUUUAGAAGUUUAGAAAAGACUGUGAAAUUUUGCGUGAAGAAUAUUUCAUUCUCCCUACAACAUCUACAGGAUUCCAUGUUUCUAGCUGCACAGAAUAUAACUGAACUACAAAGUAUUUUACACCACAAAGAUGAUGAAGACAAUGGCUGUUCAAAAAUGCUGAAUAACAUUGGAAACCCCUGUGAAGGCUUUGUGGAUCAAUUGGAAAAGCUGGUUUUGACCCCUCUCUCAGCGCUACAAGCCUUGUUUCCAGGCCCCCAGAAGCUUAUCCAGAAGCGUUAUGACAAGUUGCUGGAUUACAAUGGCUACCUCGAAAGGUCAGCAGGAGAUGAACUUGAUCUGGCAAAGAAGGACUAUGAGGCUCUCAAUGCACAGCUUGUGGAGGAACUUCAGCUGUUCAACAGGACGGCCAAGACGAUUGUGAUGAACUGUCUGCAUUGCUUCAUCACUCUCCUCAGGGACAUGAUGUCCUCAGCAUUUCAGUCAUAUUCGACCAUUGUGGUGCCUGUUCCGCUUUCUUCCUCAAGUAUCUGUGAAGUACAAAAUCAGGUGUUAGAAGAGUUUCACAAUCUAAAUUUUGUAAAAGAAAACAGCAGUGCAACAUUUAUUGAGCGAAAACUGAGCUUUGAAAAGAAGAAACCUGCCCCUACCCAGCCUGAAUCUCCACGUCAGACAGAGAGCCAGAGAUAUAAGCUACUGUCUACAUACAGCACAGAAUCACUAUAUCAAGCUAAGCGCAAAUGCAAUGCCACACAGGAAUUUGAUAUUGAUUUAUAUGAAGGUGAGCUGGUGGCUGUUGUUGACCAAAAGGAUCCCUUUGGAAGUACAAGCAGGUGGCGUGUUGACACAGGAAUUCAUAAAGGGUAUGUGUAUUCCUCCUUCCUGAAGCCCUACAAUCCAGCCAAGGUGCAGAAGGAUGUAGCAGAAACCAGUUUCUGUGAUGACGAUUUCGAUAAUAUCAGCCUUUUUGUCUCUUCACGGCCUACCAAUGAUAGCAGUGCAAGAAAUCUAGGACAUAAGAGGAGUGACAGCAGCUCAUCUAAUAAUAGCCUAUGUGAAAAACCUGCAAUUAAUGGGACAGAGACUGAUCACGAUGUGGAUGAUCAACAUACUUUCUAUGCUGUUUAUGCAUUUCAAGCAAGAAGCCAUCAGGAACUCAGUCUUCAGGAGUACCAGCGGGUUCGGAUACUCCAGUUUUCUGACCUGAGCGGCAAUAAAGAAUGGUGGUUAGCAGAAGCCAAAGGACAUAAAGGAUAUGUACCUGCUAAUUACCUUGGGAAGAUGACAUAUGCAUAGGAACAGAAAGGAUUGUUGGGACUAGUUUCUCUGAAAUAGAGACUCAUAGUCAGAAUAAUAAUCUGUUAUAAUUUACAGCAAGCAGAGUGAAUGCACAAGUGAUUUAUAACCCAGCUAUAUCAUCUGGAGAGGUACACA